Molecule: messenger RNA, 528 nt
Organism: Microthlaspi erraticum
Lineage: Eukaryota; Viridiplantae; Streptophyta; Magnoliopsida; Brassicales; Brassicaceae
Source: the annotation of a GenBank genome assembly
AUGGUCUCUGAAGAGUCAGUCAGCUGCCCUUGUAGCGGAGUUAGAAGAGAAGGCCCCGAUCUUUGGCAGGAGUUAUUUCCUUCACUAGCUUCCUUGUCUACACAGGGCCCGUUACAGGCUGAAGUGGUCUCAAUGAUGCUGAGAUGGCUUCCUGAAGAUAUUACAGUUCACAAUGAGGACGUGGAAGGUGACAGGCGUCGGCUACUGUUGCGGGGACUUACUGAAUCUUUGCCUGAGAUUUUGCCGUUAUUGUAUAAUCUUCUCGAGAGACACUAUGGAGCUGCGAUGAGUGAAGCUAGUAGGCAACAGGUUGACUUGGCAAAACAGCAUGCGGCUGUGGUUAUGGCUUGUAUAAAUGCUGUCAAUGCAUACGCCGAAUGGGCCCCUGUUCUAGAUCUUUCUAGAUAUGGGAUUAUUAAUGGGUGCGGGGCCUUACUUUCUUCUCCUGACUUCCGUCUUCACGCUUGUGAGUUUUUCAAACUUGUCUGCUCAAGGUAUGCAACUGGGCUGUUUGACAUGAUAUCCUGA